ACGAAAGCAAAGAUAGACAAAAGGACUAUGGAGACUGAAAACAAUACGGCAGUGACAGAGUUCAUCAUUUUGGGAUUAACAGACAAUCGCACACUAUGUGCCAUCCUCUUUGUGGUUUUCCUAGCAGUGUAUGCAGUGACCAUAGUGGGGAAUAUCAGCAUAAUCCUGUUAAUCCGAAGCAGCCCGCAGCUUCACACCCCAAUGUACCUCUUCCUCAGCCAUUUGGCCUUUGUGGACAUAGGAUAUUCCACGUCAGUUACACCAAUAAUGCUCAUCAGUUUCUUAAGAGAAAAAACUACUAUCCCUCUCAUGGGCUGCAUAGCCCAGCUCGGCUCAGAUGUCACUUUUGGGACGACAGAAUGCUUUCUCCUGGCCACCAUGGCCUAUGACCGAUAUGUAGCCAUCUGUUCUCCCCUGCUCUACUCCACCCAGAUGUCCCCACUGGUCUGCUUCCUUCUAUUGGGGGCAUCCUACCUAGGUGGUUGCAUGAAUGCAUCAUCAUUUACAGGCUGUUUGAUGAACCUGUCCUUCUGUGGCCCAAAUAAAAUCAACCACUUUUUCUGUGACCUCUUCCCACUCCUGAAGCUUUCUUGUGGCCAUGUUUACAUCGCUGAGAUUUCUCCUGCCAUCUCUUCUGCCUCUGUUCUGAUAAGCACAUUGUUUACCAUAAUUGUGUCCUACAUAUACAUCCUCCACUCCAUCGUGAAGAUGCGCUCCACCGAGGGAAGGAACAAGGCUUUCUCUACCUGCACUUCUCACCUCACUGCAGUCACUCUGUUUUAUGGGACAGUUUUGUUUGUGUAUGUAAUGCCCAAGUCAAGCUAUUCAGCUGGUCAGGUCAAAGUGGCCUCUGUGAUCUACACAGUGGUGAUCCCCAUGUUGAAUCCUCUCAUCUAUAGUCUGAGGAACAAGGAAGUGAAAGAGGCCAUGAGAAAAUUGAUGGCUAGAACACAUUGGUUUUCUUGA
This is a messenger RNA of Marmota monax (woodchuck), 966 nucleotides long. Its product is annotated as olfactory receptor 5P4. The transcript is spliced from 2 exons. The record is from RefSeq and is a predicted model, not a curated record. Gene Ontology annotation, biological process: sensory perception of smell; G protein-coupled receptor signaling pathway. Gene Ontology annotation, molecular function: odorant binding; olfactory receptor activity; G protein-coupled receptor activity. NCBI's taxonomy places the organism in Eukaryota, Metazoa, Chordata, Mammalia, Rodentia, Sciuridae. Gene Ontology annotation, cellular component: membrane. The coding region runs from base 28 to 966 and encodes 312 amino acids.